Molecule: messenger RNA, 3042 nt
Organism: Carassius carassius (crucian carp)
Lineage: Eukaryota; Metazoa; Chordata; Actinopteri; Cypriniformes; Cyprinidae
Product: methionine--tRNA ligase, cytoplasmic-like
Exons: 20
Biological process (GO): methionyl-tRNA aminoacylation
Cellular component (GO): aminoacyl-tRNA synthetase multienzyme complex; cytosol
Molecular function (GO): ATP binding; methionine-tRNA ligase activity
Source: RefSeq, a predicted model, not a curated record
AUUUCCUGUGAUGCGGCCAUGUGGUUUGACGCGGGGUUGAAUCAGCGUAAAUACUCGAUUCACACACCGAUUCAGUUCAAUGAACUCGUUUCCAGCUGUGUCUGUCUGACUUGUCAAAGUAGAAUCAUUCAGGAGAGUCCUAAAGUGACAGAGGGCCAAAUGAAAGUGUAUAUCUCCGACGGAAACCCGCACUGUAUUAAAGUGCUGGCGGCGCUGGAACUCACUGGAGUGAAAUGUGACACAGAAGUGGUCAGCCACGAGGAGAGAGUGGUCCCUCACUUCACUCACCCUGUGUUACCUGUCCUGUUGUUACCCGACGGCCAGCAUCUCUUCAAGCCCAACAGCAUCUGCCAAUACCUGUUCGACAUCAGUAGUCAAAACCCGACUGACGCAACUAAUCAGUGGCUGGAAUGGGAAGCAACCAAUUUACAGCCAGCAGUGCUGCAGUCUCUCCACAUGGUGGCGCUGCAGGGGAAACAUGUCGAAGCGGCCGCUGUGUUGAAGGAGCCAUUGAACUGGCUGGAACAGAGUCUGAGCAAGAAAAACACACCGUUCCUUACAACAGAGGCAGUGUCAGUUGCAGAUAUCGUCCUGUGGGCGGCGCUGUAUCCUCUCCUGUCUGACUCUGGUUUUGAUGUUGGUAAGAGCUCAAUCCUCUGUUGAUCUGCUCAGACUGCAGGACUCGUAUCUGAUGUGGUUGAGCUGCGGUCUGUGCGUGGCUGGUUCGAGCGUGUCGGUGGUCUCAAGGCGUGUCAGACGGCCGCUCGCAGAGUCCUGCAGGGAAAAGGUGUUGAAGCCUUGAAGACUUUCCUCCAGAAACUACCGGCCACACAAACACAGCGCUGGGACAGUCCCGCCAACGAGGCUGGAGACGGUGAGCAUGUGAUGACAGAGGAGGAGAUUGAAGAAGCUGCUCAGGUCUGGUCUGAAGGACUCAAAGCUUCUCCUGCGGUCACAGAGAGGAAACACCCGAUUCUCCCUCAGGAAGGAAAGAGAAACGUGCUGCUCACCAGCACUCUGCCGUAUGUCAACAAUGUGCCGCACCUGGGAAACAUCAUCGGAUGUGUGCUCAGCGCUGACGUGUUCGCCAGAUACGGCCGUUUGCGUGGCUGGAAUCUGCUGUACGUCUGCGGUACGGAUGAGUACGGGACGGCGACGGAGAACAAGGCUCGUGAGGAGGGACUGACGCCGCAGGAGAUCUGUGACAAAUAUCACGCCGUCCACGCCGAAAUCUACCAGUGGUUCCAGAUCGACUUCGAUUUCUUCGGUCGCACCACCACUGAACGACAGACCGAGAUCGCUCAGGACAUCUUCUGGCGUCUGCAUGAGCGGGGUUUUCUGCUGGAGGACACGGUCGAGCAGCUGCGCUGUGAAAGCUGUCAGCGAUUCCUGGCCGAUCGCUUCGUGGAGGGCGAGUGUCCUCACUGCCGUUACCCAGAAGCCCGCGGGGACCAGUGUGACAAAUGUGGACGUCUGAUCAACGCUGUGGAGCUCAGGAAUCCACAGUGUAAGGUGUGUACGGAGACGCCGGUGAUCCGCUCGUCUAAACACCUGUUUCUGAACCUGCCGAAGCUGGAGGACGAGCUGGAGCAGUGGCUCGAUAAGUCGAAAGGCUCCGGUGACUGGACGGCUAACGCGCGGCACAUCACACGCUCAUGGCUCUGCGACGGUCUGAAGCCACGCUGCAUCACGCGUGACCUCGUGUGGGGAACACCGGUGCCUCACGAGGAAUACAAGGAGAAGGUGUUCUACGUGUGGUUCGAUGCUCCUAUUGGCUACCUCUCUAUCACAGCUAACUACACCGACCAAUGGGAGAAGUGGUGGAAGAAUCCUCAGCAGGUGGAGCUCUAUAACUUCAUGGCGAAGGACAACGUUCCCUUCCACAGUGUAGUGUUCCCUUGUUCACUUCUCGGAGCUCAAGACAACUACACACUAGUCAAUCACCUCGUCGCUACGGAAUACUUGAAUUACGAGGACAUGAAGUUCUCGAAGAGCCGCGGCGUCGGUGUGUUCGGGGACAUGGCUAAAGACACGGGGAUCCCGUCAGACGUCUGGCGCUUCUAUCUCCUGUAUCUGCGUCCCGAGGGACAGGACUCGGCCUUCUCCUGGAGCGACAUGGCCUUCAAAAACAACUCGGAGCUCAUUAACAACCUCGGAAACUUCAUCAACAGAGCCGGGAUGUUCGUGUGUAAGUUCUUCAACGGUCGUGUUCCUGAGAUGCUCCUGAAUGAAGAUGACAAGCGGCUCAUCGCUCAGGUCCGCUGGGAGCUCAAGCAGUACAUCCAGCUGCUGGAUAAAGUCAGGAUUCGUGACGCUCUGAAGUGCAUCCUGAAUAUUUCUCGUCACGGGAAUCAGUACAUCCAGGUUAACGAGCCCUGGAAGAAGAUCAAAGGAGGAGAUGGUGACAGGCAACGGGCCAGGACAGUGACGGGCGUGUCGGUGAACGUAGCAUGUCUCCUGUCGGUCGUGCUGGAGCCAUACAUGCCGUCUGUCAGUCAGACCAUCCGCCAGCAGCUGCAGGCUCCGCCCACCUGCGUCAGCACAAUGCUGCAGAACACGGGGACCUUCAUCUGCACUCUGCCCGCAGGACACUGCAUUGGCACGGUCAGUCCUUUGUUCCAAAAGCUGGAGCACGAACAGAUCGAGGUUCUGAGGAAGAGAUUUGGAGGACAACAGACUCCGAGUUCCAGCAGCGCUGCAGUCGAGAACAAACCCAGAUCUGGUGCGGCGCAGGACGCAGAUCCAGAGAGAGUCAAACAGCUGACGGCUUUAGUGGCAGAACAAGGAAAUAAAGUCCGAGUCCUAAAAGCUCAGAAAGCGGAGAAGUCUGUCAUUGAGAAGGAAGUCGUGACGUUACUGGACCUCAAAAAACAACUUUCUCUUGUGGAGGGCAAGAACCCGGAGCCGGCCGCUCCGAAAGGAAAGAAGAAAUAAAAAAUUGAUCAUGGAGGAAUAUUUUCUGAAACCGUACAGAACUAAAUGCAACCAAUCCUUUUAAAAAUGCAAUGGAGUCUAUUAAAUGAUCUUUUUAAAAUGCAAUAA